AUGGGUCACUACUCCCUGUGCGUCCUCUGUGGUCAAGGUUACCAGAUCAUGGGUCACUACUCCCUGUGUGUCCUCUGUGGUCAAGGUUACCAGAUCAUGGGUCACUACUCCCUGUGCGUCCUCUGUGGUCAAGGUUACCAGAUCAUGGGUCACUACUCCCUGUGCGUCCUCUGUGGUCAAGGUUACCAGAUCACGGGUCACUACUCCCUGUGCGUCCUCUGUGGUCAAGGUUACCAGAUCAUGGGUCACUACUCCCUGUGCGUCCUCUGUGGUCAAGGUUACCAGAUCAUGGGUCACUACUCCCUGUGUGUCCUCUGUGGUCAAGGUUACCAGAUCAUGGGUCACUACUCCCUGUGUGUCCUCUGUGGUCAAGGUUACCAGAUCAUGGGUCACUACUCCCUGUGUGUCCUCUGUGGUCAAGGUUACCAGAUCACGGGUCACUACUCCCUGUGUGUCCUCUGUGGUCAAGGUUACCAGAUCACGGGUCACUACUCCCUGUGCGUCCUCUGUGGUCAAGGUUACCGGAUCACGGGUCACUGCUCCCUGUGUGUCCUCUGUGGUCAAGGUUACCAGAUCACGGGUCACUACUCCCUGUGCGUCCUCUGUGGUCAAGGUUACCAGAUCACGGGUCACUACUCCCUGUGUGUCCUCUGUGGUCAAGGUUACCAGAUCACGGGUCACUACUCCCUGUGCGUCCUCUGUGGUCAAGGUUACCGGAUCACGGGUCACUGCUCCCUGUGUGUCCUCUGUGGUCAAGGUUACCAGAUCACGGGUCACUACUCCCUGUGCGUCCUCUGUGGUCAAGGUUACCAGAUCACGGGUCACUACUCCCUGUGCGUCCUCUGUGGUCAAGGUUACCAGAUCACGGGUCACUACUCCCUGUGCGUCCUCUGUGGUCAAGGUUACCAGAUCACGGGUCACUACUCCCUGUGCGUCCUCUGUGGUCAAGGUUACCAGAUCAUGGGUCACUACUCCCUGUGCGUCCUCUGUGGUCAAGGUUACCAGAUCAUGGGUCACUACUCCCUGUGUGUCCUCUGUGGUCAAGGUUACCAGAUCAUGGGUCACUACUCCCUGUGCGUCCUCUGUGGUCAAGGUUACCAGAUCAUGGGUCACUACUCCCUGUGCGUCCUCUGUGGUCAAGGUUACCAGAUCACGGGUCACUACUCCCUGUGCGUCCUCUGUGGUCAAGGUUACCAGAUCAUGGGUCACUACUCCCUGUGCGUCCUCUGUGGUCAAGGUUACCAGAUCAUGGGUCACUACUCCCUGUGUGUCCUCUGUGGUCAAGGUUACCAGAUCAUGGGUCACUACUCCCUGUGUGUCCUCUGUGGUCAAGGUUACCAGAUCAUGGGUCACUACUCCCUGUGUGUCCUCUGUGGUCAAGGUUACCAGAUCACGGGUCACUACUCCCUGUGUGUCCUCUGUGGUCAAGGUUACCAGAUCACGGGUCACUACUCCCUGUGCGUCCUCUGUGGUCAAGGUUACCGGAUCACGGGUCACUGCUCCCUGUGUGUCCUCUGUGGUCAAGGUUACCAGAUCACGGGUCACUACUCCCUGUGCGUCCUCUGUGGUCAAGGUUACCAGAUCACGGGUCACUACUCCCUGUGCGUCCUCUGUGGUCAAGGUUACCAGAUCACGGGUCACUACUCCCUGUGUGUCCUCUGUGGUCAAGGUUACCAGAUCACGGCUCACUACUCCCUGUGUGUCCUCUGUGGUCAAGGUUACCAGAUCAUGGGUCACUACUCCCUGUGUGUCCUCUGUGGUCAAGGUUACCAGAUCAUGGGUCACUACUCCCUGUGCGUCCUCUGUGGUCAAGGUUACCAGAUCAUGGGUCACUACUCCCUGUGUGUCCUCUGUGGUCAAGGUUACCAGAUCAUGGAUCACUACUCCCUGUGUGUCCUCUGUGGUCAAGGUUACCAGAUCAUGGGUCACUACUCCCUGUGUGUCCUCUGUGGUCAAGGUUACCAGAUCAUGGGUCACUACUCCCUGUGUGUCCUCUGUGGUCAAGGUUACCAGAUCACGGGUCACUACUCCCUGUGCGUCCUCUGUGGUCAAGGUUACCAGAUCAUGGGUCACUACUCCACUAGGUCUUCCUUGAGUCACAAGGCCCUCGAGUCACAAGGCCCUCGAGUCACAAGGCCCUCGAGUCACAAGACCCUCGAGUCACAAGACCCUCGAGUCACAAGACCCUCGAGUCACAAGACCCUCGAGUCACAAGACCCUCGAGUCACAAGACCCUCGAGUCACAAGACCCUCGAGUCACAAGACCCUCGAGUCACAAGACCGUCGAGUCACAAGACCGUCGAGUCACAAGACCCUCGAGUCACAAGACCGUCGAGUCACAAGACCCUCGAGUCACAAGACCGUCGAGUCACAAGACCGUCGAGUCACAAGACCCUCGAGUCACAAGACCCUCGAGUCACAAGACCGUCGAGUCACAAGACCCUCGAGUCACAAGACCCUCGAGUCACAAGACCGUCGAGUCACAAGACCCUCGAGUCACAAGACCAAGUCACAUGCACAUAG
This is a messenger RNA of Procambarus clarkii (red swamp crayfish), 2523 nucleotides long. RefSeq lists its product as uncharacterized. The record is from RefSeq and is a predicted model, not a curated record. Lineage: Eukaryota; Metazoa; Arthropoda; Malacostraca; Decapoda; Cambaridae.